Messenger RNA from Oryza brachyantha (malo sina), 4498 nucleotides. RefSeq names its product trafficking protein particle complex subunit 8. Bases 183 to 4013 code for a protein of 1276 amino acids. The transcript has 28 exons. The record is from RefSeq and is a predicted model, not a curated record. NCBI's taxonomy places the organism in Eukaryota, Viridiplantae, Streptophyta, Magnoliopsida, Poales, Poaceae. Gene Ontology annotation, cellular component: cytoplasmic vesicle; phagophore assembly site; TRAPPIII protein complex. Gene Ontology annotation, biological process: endoplasmic reticulum to Golgi vesicle-mediated transport; protein localization to phagophore assembly site. Gene Ontology annotation, molecular function: protein binding.
UCCUCCUCCCAGAUCAGAUCACCACCGGCGCGCCGCUUCCACCGCCGCCUCCCCCGUCGCCGGGGACCCUCUCCCGGCGACCCCCCUCCGCCGCCGGUGCCGGCGAAGGUGGGGAUACCCUCUAUAGUCGCCCCCCUAGAUCGCGCUCCUGCCUGCGAUUCGCUCCGUGGGUUUUUGGCGCGAUGGAUCCGCUCAGGAGCUACCUGGGGAGGCUCCUCCUCGAGGAGGUCACCCCGGUGGUGAUGGUGCUGACCACCCCGCUCGCCGAGGCCGCUUGCCGCAAGAGCGGGCUCAGCCUCGUCGACAUGCUCUCGCCCUUCUCCCUCUUCAAAAAAAUCGAUGUGCCAGUGCGGACAGCGAGUGACCAGCCUUACAGGCUGCAGAUGUUUAAGAUUCGGAUGGUUUACGCUUCGGACGUCCGGAAGCAGGACUACGAGGCGACGGAUGAGAGGAUCAAGCCAAUUGUUUCUGAGGCCAAUGAGAGUGCUCUUCCAGAUCUGCUUUCAGACCCACCACAGCUAGAAGAUGUACUUAGCAAGCCUGAGGCUGAGCUGUGCCCCUUGUGGAUUAGGAAAUUUAAUAGAGCUCUAAUGCGGACACUGUCAUUUUCAGAACAUGAAACAUUCGACCACCCUGUGGCAUGUCUGUUGGUUGUAUCAUCGAAGGACACAGAACCGAUCAGCAAAUUUGUUGAUCUCUUCAACACAAAUCAGUUGCCUUCUCUUUUAAACGAAGGCGUAAUGGAUCCCCAGAUUCUUAAGCACUAUCUUAUACUUCAUGAUAAACAAGAUGGCCCACAAGAGAUAGCUAUAAAUAUCUUAGCAGAAAUGAAGAGCACUCUUGGUUUGAAUGAUUGUAAAUUGUUGUGUAUUAAUUCUUCUACAGAAGCAGAUGGUGUAGAUGCUGAGGAUUCAUGGUUACCUUAUAAAUCUUAUGGCUUGCACAACCAAGAAGGAGCUUGCUGGCUUAACAUGGAUGAUUUGAAUGAGAUAAAGGACUUCAUGCAAGAUUUGGCUUCUAAUCAUAUAAUCCCCUACAUGGAGCAAAAGAUCCGUGUCCUCAAUCAGCAGGUAGCUACAACAAGGAAGGGCUUUAGGAAUCAAAUAAAGAACUUGUGGUGGAGAAAAAGAGAUGAUGUACCAGAAGCUUCAAAUGGCCCAAUGUACACGUUCACCUCCAUAGAGUCACAGAUUAGAGUUCUAGGUGACUAUGCUUUCAUGUUACGGGACUACGAGCUUGCUUUGUCUAAUUAUAGAUUACUCUCAACGGAUUAUAAGCUUGAUAAAGCUUGGAAGCGCUUUGCUGGUGUACAGGAAAUGAGUGGCCUGUGCUAUUUCAUGUUGGACCAGUCAAGGAAGGAUGCUGAAUAUUGCAUGGAUAGUGCAUUCAGUACAUAUCUGAGAAUCGGGUCUUCUGGGAAGAGAAAUGCUACUAGAUGUGGCCUUUGGUGGGCAGAAAUGCUUAAAACAAAAGGACAGUAUAGGGAGGCAUCGAGUGUAUAUUACCGAGUUUCUAAUGAGGAACCUUCAUUGCAUUCUGCUGUACUGCUUGAGCAAGCUGCUUGUUGCUAUUUAUUAUCUAAACCACCUAUGCUUCGGAAGUAUGGAUUUCACCUAGUCUUAGCUGGAAAUAGUUAUUACGUAUCUGAUCAGAAGCAACAUGCUGUUCGGGCAUACAGAAAUGCUCUGUUUGUUUACAAACAACAUCCUUGGAGUUAUAUCAAUGAUCAUGUGCAUUUUAAUGUUGGAAGGUGGUAUGGAGUGCUUGGGAUAUUUGAUGUAGCCAUAAAGCACUUGCUGGAGAUCAUUGCUUGCAGCCAUCAGUCACUGACGACACAAAACAUGUUCCUCAAUGACUUUUUCCAUUUUGUUCAGAGCAUGGGGAAGAAAUUUGAUGUUUACAAGCUUCAACUUCCUGCUAUCAACAUGUCAUCACUUAGAGUUAUAUAUGAGGAUCAUCGUACUUAUGCAUCGGACGCAGAUGUUAAUGUUAGUGAAAGCAUUUGGCAGGAACUGGAGGAAGAAAUGAUCCCAUCAUCAUCUGUUGUUAGAACUAACUGGCUGGACAAAUCUCCUGAUUUGAGAAAAUACAAGGAUUCUUGUGUUUGUGUUGUGGGAGAAGCAGUAAAAGUGCGCAUUGAGCUUAGGAAUCCUCUACAAAUUCCGGUUACUGUUUCUUGCAUCUCUCUUAUAUGUCAGCUUUCCAGCAGUUUGGAUGCUUCAAGUGCUGAGAAUAUUGUGUUGACUAAAGAUGCUGGCGAAGAUAUUUCUAACACAAGGCCUGCAAUAUCAACAUCUGAGGAUGAUGGGAAUAAUUUCACAGUGUCAAAACUGGACAUUGUGUUAGGAGGAAGUGAAACGAAAAGUGUACAACUUGAAGUUACUCCAAAAGUUGAAGGUAUCCUGAAGUUACUGGGGAUACGGUGGACGCUCUCAGAUUUAUUAGUAGGCUAUCAAUACUUUGAAUUUGACACAAAAAGGAAAACUAAGAAAGGGAAAAGGGGGCCUCGUCGUUCUUUGAGCGGCAACCUGAUUGUAAUCAAGGGUUUACCUAAGCUUAUGGGGUGUAUUGAUCACUUGCCAACAAAUGCAUUUGCUGGUGAUUUACGGCUGCUCAAGCUGAAUCUGAGAAACCAUUCAGAUUAUGCUGUGAAGAACAUAAAGAUGAAGUUUAGCCACCCAAGAUUUGUAAUUCCUGGUGAUUUAUCAGAAGUUGAUCUCGAGUUUCCCCAAUGCUUAAGAAAACAUAUACAAUCAGAAAUUAAUACUGUGCCAACAAAACGUACUCAUGAAGGUUUCAAGGGUUUGCUCUUUGCAUUUCCUCAGGAUAUUAAAAUUCAAGGAGGAGCCACGUUCUCCUGGCCUGUUUGGUUCCAUGCUGCAACUCCUGGAAACUUUUCUCUUUAUACAUCUCUGUAUUAUGAAAUGGAGAGUCCAAGUGACAUAACUUAUAGAACAUUACGCAUGCACUACAAUAUUGAGGUUUUUCCAUCACUUGAUGUAUCCUUUGCUAUAAAAAUGUGCUCGUCAAAAUUGAAAGAGUACAUUGUGCGCAUGGACGUCCUGAACAGGACUCCCUCAGAGUCAUUUGGGCUUCAUCAAUUGUCAUGCAAUGACAAUAAAUGGGCAAUUUCAACGCUGCCUUUAUGUGAUUCUAUCAGCUCUGUUGAAACAGUGUCAGCAAAUCAGGCUAUCUCGAGCUUCUUCAAGAUAAAGGAUUUAGGGGCAAAUUCUUGUAAAGAGGCUGAAGAUAGUUGUAGAAGUGAUAUGCUUUUAUCUUGUGAGGGCGGCACUGAGGAAUUUGAUGUUUCUCGAUCUCCUAUCACUGAUUUCCAUUGUCAAGAGAGAUACCAACAGGGAAGAUUGGCUAAGGGGCCAUGCGACCUUCUUGAUUUUAUUCUGAUCUCGAAAGCAGUAGGUGGUAACUAUUCCAAGUCAAAACAAGACGUUCAACUACUUUCUCAUCAUGUCUGCCAUUGCAGUGCUCUCGACCAGAGUCCUAUAUGGUGGUUUAUGGAAGGACCUAGAACAGUUACUCAUGAUUUCUCAAAGUCUUACUGUGAAGCUAACAUCCAGUUGGUAAUUCACAAUUCUGGGCAACAUGAUACUUCAGUGAGAAUAGUUACUUUUGACAGUUUGACAGAUAAAAGGACAACUGUCAAUUUGCAAGAUUCUAACAGUAAUCAGGGUGGAUGGUAUGAUGUAUCAUUGGAAAAUGACAUUAAAGCUAUCUCUACUGCCAAGGGGACACAUUAUCAGAAACAACCAUCGGAUAGCAUUUCACCUUAUGUUUGGUCUUCAUUGAGUUGUGCUCAAGUUGACUUGAAACCUGACACUUCUGCUAAAGUUCCUCUAAAAGCAUGCAUAUUUAUGCCUGGAACAUACAACUUUUCAAACUAUCAGUUGCAUUGGAAAGUGCAUUCAUCUGAGGUUGGACAAGUGGAUGAAAAUGAAAGAACAGGUGGUGGCCAAGGGCAUCCUUUUUAUGUCACUGUUCUUCAGGAUGCUCAAUGAAGUGCAGGGAAGGAUGGUGCGAGACACCUCUGAAGAAACUCAGUCCUUGGUUGCUUGAGGAUGUACAAUCCGACCAACCCAACCAGUGGGGACUGGUGAGCGGGUGAAGAUAUGUACCUGUAAGUUCCCACUUGAGUAUAGAAUAUGAAUAUACAUGGAUUCCAGCUGAUACUAGCACAGUUAUACAAGUUCUUUUCAAGGGUAAUUCUGGCGAUUAGAUGUAUACCAUUGUUGGUGAAAUUUUGGUGCUAGGAAGGAUGCAGACAACAAAGCUUUUGUUUCCAAAUUGUUGCUGUAGCCUAUAGGCUCUUGUAAAUCCUUUUCAUCUUUGAGACAACUCGCAGAUGCAGUAUCUGUCCAUAUUUUUCAAUCAUCUGAUAUUCUUUCCCCGUAUGAGGACGCUCCACGGGCGGCAGUUUUGGCUUUGUGAUGUUCAUCAUAUAGUGUUGCUUAUUUUAAAUGCCAGAUUGUAUUCUGUUGUUUCA